Messenger RNA from Eutrema salsugineum, 2107 nucleotides. Its product is annotated as ankyrin repeat-containing protein At5g02620. Lineage: Eukaryota; Viridiplantae; Streptophyta; Magnoliopsida; Brassicales; Brassicaceae. The coding region runs from base 251 to 1909 and encodes 552 amino acids. Gene Ontology annotation, cellular component: plasma membrane. Gene Ontology annotation, molecular function: protein phosphatase 1 binding; protein phosphatase regulator activity. The record is from RefSeq and is a predicted model, not a curated record. The transcript is spliced from 2 exons.
GCAGGUCGACACUAAGUUUGAUCAUGUUACUGUAAUAAGAUAAUUAAGAUAUGAUAUACAACACAAGAGGCCAAAAUCACGAGCAGAGGUCAUAACAUUUUCUGUUUCUUCUCCAGUAUUCAUGUGAGUCUUGUCGAAUUUGAUCCUCCCUCUUCUUCCUCAAAUCUCCAUGUACAGUUCAUAAUUCGAUCUGGUUUCUUCUUUCUUGGCCAAAUUUCAAAUCCCAAAAGACUCAACAAGAAUCAUCAUCAUGAAAGGGCAUAAAAAGACGAUGACUAAGCAGACAACGGCGAGACGUGACGACACGCCGUUACUCACGGCGGUUAGAGAAGGCAACACGGAGCUUAUUUUGCAGAUGAUCGGUGAAUACGACGGCGUAGAGCUGAAAGAGUUGCUGGCGGAACAAAACCAGUCAGGAGAAACGGCUUUAUACGUGGCGGCGGAGUCCGGUCACACCGACAUGGUUAAGAUUCUGAUGAAACACUCCGACUCUGUCUUAGCCGGAACCAAGGCCAAAAACGGCUUCGACGCCUUUCACAUCGCCGCCAAAAACGGAAAUCUAAAGAUUCUUGAUGUGUUAAUGGAAGCAAACCCAGAGCUUUCAUUUACAUUUGAUUCAUCCAAAACGACAGCGCUUCACACGGCCGCUUCUCAGGGCCAUGGAGAGAUCGUUUGUUUCCUGCUGGAUAAAGGUGUGGACUUGGCCGCUAUUGCAAGAAGCAACGGUAAAACCGCUUUGCACUCUGCGGCUAGGAACGGGCACACAGAGAUUGUCAAGGAGCUGCUUGGAAAGAAGGCUGGAAUGGUUACAAGAGUCGACAAGAAAGGUCAAACCGCGCUUCAUAUGGCGGUCAAAGGACAGAACGCUGAGAUCGUUGAUGCGUUGAUGAAAGCAAAUUCUUCGUUGAUCAAUGCAGCCGAUAAUAAAGGCAACACUCCUUUGCAUAUCGCAGUCCGUAAAAACAGAGCAGAGGUAAUUAAUUGUUUCAAAGUUGGAACCUUUCAUGAAUCUUUCAUAUUUCAAAGUUGGAAUCUUUCUUCUUUUUCUUGGCAGAUUGUUCAGACGGUUUUAAAGUAUGAUGAGAUCAGUAGAGUGGGGGUUAAUAAAUCAGGGGAAACAGCUCUUGAUAUCGCUGAGAAAACAGGACUGCACGAGAUUGUAGCGCUUCUGCAGAAGAUCGGUAUGCAGAACGCGAGAUCCAUCAAGCCAGCUGCAACGACGGAAACAUCAGGCGGCUCAUCUAGGAAACUGAAAGAAACGGUUAGCGAAAUAGGCCACGAGGUGCACACACAGCUUGAACAUACAGGUAGAACGAGAAGAGAGAUCCAAGGAAUCGCUAAACGAGUCAACAAAAUGCACACGGAAGGACUCAACAACGCGAUAAACUCCACAACCGUAGUCGCCAUUCUCAUAGCAACCGUGGCUUUCGCAGCUAUCUUCAACGUUCCAGGCCAGUUCACGGAUGAUCCGAAUAAUGUUCCGCCAGGGUACACAGUUGGAGAAGCGAGAGCAGCUUCAAGACCCGAGUUUUUGAUAUUUGUUGUGUUUGAUUCUUUCGCGCUCUUCAUCUCUUUGGCCGUGGUUGUUGUUCAGACAUCAGUGGUGGUUAUAGAGAGGAAGGCGAAGAAGCAAAUGAUGGCGAUAAUCAACAAGCUCAUGUGGAUGGCUUGCAUAAUGAUCUCUGUCGCCUUCUUAUCGCUGUCUUUUGUUGUUGUCGGAGAUAAAGAGAAGCCUUUGGCGAUUGGUGUAACCGCCAUUGGAGCUUUGAUCAUGGUUUCAACACUUGGGACUAUGUGUUAUUGGGUGGUUGCGAAUCGGAUUGAAGGUUCUAAGUCGUCUCCAGCUUCAAUGAUGUCAGAUCCUGAGUUAGUUGAUCACAAGCAUAACCGGAAACUUUAUGCGGUUUGAUUAGAGUGAAAGGGGCAGUAUAAUUCAUUGAAGAACACAGAGAUUUUGUAUCUACAAAUAAAAGAGAUCUCUCUGUACUAAAUACGAGAAGCAAGAAGUUCUCAGAAGUGUGUUACAACAUAAACUAGAAAAAACGUACAUCUUUCUGUACUCUACUUUGCCUCUUCAAAGUCUAAACCGACUUAGAUGUUACAGAAA